AUGGACCACAUCCCCAGGUUUCACCGACGCCGAAAGGAUGUUGGCGCUCCGACAUUGAUCACGAGCGAUCUCCCAGCCAAAAAGGCGGCGACAACCACUUCGCCAGGUGAUUUGCAGCCUGGAUCGCCUAUGCGGCAGCUCCAGAAGCUUAGUCCCUUUAGAGUGUUCCAUCGCUCGUCCGGCAAGAGGGCGCGCGAUUCGCCGCCUGCAUCCCUUCCCCACUCGCCGGCCGAGGCGCAGGACGUGCUGGCCCGCGAAAGCGCCGAUGGCCGGCCGGUCUCUCCGUUAUCUCUGAAGACUGAUAACGAGGGCGACCAAGGGCAGAAGGCCGCGACGCCGCCUAAAAUGCCCGCUUUUCUGAAUCUGAGCGACGAUGAGAUUCUCAAGAGGUUUUAUGAGCUGGUAUGGCGCGAACGGAAUCGGUUACUGCAAUCCAUCAACAACCCAUCACCCGACUUCCGCUGGGCUCGCGUCACCGGACCACAUCUCAAGACUUUGGACAGGUACAUGAAUGUACAGCCGUGGCAGAACAACCGGAUCAAGCUGCAGGUGCCUGAUGGUCAUGUAGACUACAUCAAUGCCUCGCCGAUCGUUCUCACACCGUCCAACGGCGCCGAGCCCGACCGAUACAUCGCUAUGCAAGGCCCCAAGCAAGUAUCGACGGACCAUGUCUGGCGCAUGGUGUUUGAACAGCUACAGGACCCUGCCGUCAUCGUGAUGCUGACAGAGACACACGAAGGGAACAUGGAAAAAUGCUUCCCUUACUUUCCGCGCAGCAAGGACGACCCCCCUCUCGAGAUCAACAGGCAUGACGAGUUUGGCGACGGGUUCAGAGCCACCGUGCGGUGCGAGGGUAUGGAGGAGACGCCGGCCGGGGAUGCCAUUGAGCUGCGGAAGCUGGUCAUCCGCGUGCUCUCGCGGCCACAGGUGCAGAUCAAGGUCACCAAGGUACCCGAAACCACGGUAGAAGACAGCGAGAACAAGGAGGCAGAUUCCGAUGUCAGGAUGGAGUCUCCCAACUCCGCAAGGCCGACCCCGUCAAAACCGGACACGACUGACGGGGACGGCGGCGGUGAGGACAAAAUGAACCAAGAUAAUAACGACAUCACCACCGAACCAGAAGAACGAACAGUCUACCACUUCCUCUACAAAAAAUGGCCCGACUUUGGCGUCCCUUCCCUAUCAGACCUCGACAGCUUUUUCACCCUUAUGCGCCUUUCCCGCGAGAAGAACGCCGGGCCGGGCAACCCGCGCAUCGUGCACUGCAGCGCGGGGGUGGGGCGCAGCGGGACCUUCAUCGCGCUGGAGCAUCUCAUGCGGGAGCUUGAGUCCGGCGCCCUGGCCAACUAUGACGAUGUAAAUCCCGCCGCAUCCGUGUCUGUACCUGGUACGGAUACACCCUCCCUGGGGCCCGGUGGUGGUGGUGGUAGCGACGCUGGCGGCGCUGAGGAGGCGGGGUCAGGGCCUCCACCUGGCGGGAUGAGGGAUAUGAUCUUUGAAACGGUCAAUCAACUGAGGGAACAGCGACGGACCAUGGUGCAGGCCGAGUCGCAGUACCUGUUCAUCUACCGCGUGCUGAGGCAGUUGUGGGUGGCCAAGUACGGUGGUGGCGGCGGCGAGGGGCGUGCUGAAGGGGCGGCGGUCGAUCAUGAUAACGACGCGGCGACGGCGGCGGGGGCUGGGGAUGAGCCCGCGGCCAAGAGGCUUGAGGUUGAUCCUGCUUUGGUGGGGAAGGAUCGGGAUCGGGAUCACCAUGACUCCUCUGCUGAGUGA
This is a messenger RNA of Canariomyces notabilis, 1773 nucleotides long. RefSeq names its product phosphatases II. Gene Ontology annotation, molecular function: protein tyrosine phosphatase activity. The transcript has 2 exons. The coding region runs from base 1 to 1773 and encodes 590 amino acids. Lineage: Eukaryota; Fungi; Ascomycota; Sordariomycetes; Sordariales; Chaetomiaceae. The record is from RefSeq and is a predicted model, not a curated record. Gene Ontology annotation, biological process: protein dephosphorylation.